AUGAAGGGAUUGGCCUGCCCGUGGCCUGCCCUGCUGGGCUUUGGGCACCCAGGGUCCUGCUUCAUGGCUGAAGGCUCCUCCUGCACUCAGGCCCCGGGGCAAGGACCCCCUGUCAGCAUCCAGCUCCUGCGAGCCCAGUAUGAAGGCCUGAAGAGGCAGCAGAGGACCCAGAUCCACCUCCUGGUGCUCCCCAAAGGAGGACACACGCAUAAUUCUGCUGAAUCCAUGAUCAGUCCUGUUUGGAUUAACAAGGAGUCAAGGAGCACCCUCUCCCUGGAAGAGGCAGAUCCUGAGGUGGAGGGGGUUCUGGAAGAAGCCCACCAAAGCGGUCUUCAGACUCCUGAGUCUCCAUGGCACACGCACCUAGAGAUGCAUCGCUUAGUCCAAACCUUCCACCAUGAAACCAGCCAAGUGAAGCCCCAGGGCCAGCCUGUGGGGUCUGACCAAAGGCUCCGACCAGAAGGAGACCCACACUUGUUUGAAAACAGUCACCCGACUCUGCAAGGAACCAAACUCCCAGAGAGGGCCCAGGGUCAAUGUCAGGUGGGCAGUUCCCCAACAAAGAUCGUGGGACCCAGCUUAAAAACCGACGUUCAGUUUCUUCCUUCCAUAAAGGACUCCCACAGGUCUGGCAGACCUGCUUACUAUCCGUUUCCCCGGAGGAAAACUCCCAGGAUUUCCGAAGCUGCCCGGAACCUGGGCUUAUAUGGCCCAACCUGA
Messenger RNA from Urocitellus parryii (Arctic ground squirrel), 720 nucleotides. RefSeq names its product chromosome 4 C9orf152 homolog (gene C4H9orf152). The record is from RefSeq and is a predicted model, not a curated record. NCBI's taxonomy places the organism in Eukaryota, Metazoa, Chordata, Mammalia, Rodentia, Sciuridae.